GAUAUAAUAAAAUUAAGAAUAUGCUUGGAAUGACUUUAGUAUUUUUUAUAAGCUGAUUGUGAAGUUAUUAUUGAGAAAAUAAUUGAAUUAGCUUCAUUUGGGACAAUUCACUUACUGUUUUCUGAACCAACUUUUUAGUACUAAAAUUUCUUGAGAUGCUAAAAAAUUAAUUUAGAAAAUAGUAAGAAAGUUAUCCAAAGAAAUCCUUAAUUUGGUUACAUAAACAACCUUUCAUCAAAAAAAUUAUCAAAAUAAUGUAAAAGUAGUAGUAAAAAAAAAAUUGUGCUAAACAAUAAAGCAACAAGAAAGCUAUCUCAAGCAUACCCUAAACCGACAAAUAUCUAUAUAUAAAUAUAUGAGAGAUUUUUGAUGGCCUUGUUUUAGCUAUUUAUCUGGCUAAUAAUUUUUCCAUCCCAAUAUUUAUGAGAAUUUUAAAAUUUGAAAAAAAAAAAAAGUCACGGUCUCACUAUAAAGUUUAAGAAAUUAGUAAGUAAGAGUCAAAAAUAUUUGUGGUAAGAUGAUACUACAGGACAAAUGCGUGUUAACGGUGGACAAAAUCCGUCGAAAAAUGUCCAAAAUCUAUGGGGAAUAAGCAUUUCCAGCAUAAAAUUGUUUGAUGGUAAAACGCACCUCGGAAAGAUGUUACCGUAAAAUAAUCCUUAGAAAGAUUUCCAGCCAAAUUCCGCCGGAAAUCAGAGUUUUUACUGCAGCAUGAUGAGAGAAACUAUUAGAUUAGGAUGCAGAGUGAAAGCUAAAAGAAGGGGUAAAGAAAAUAAGGGGAUUACUGCUGCCAUGCUUGCAACUGAGAGGGCUAUGGUUGUGGUAUCAGUGCUCCUUGUUUCGGCUAUAGUUUCUCCAGUUUCGAUUGAAUUGGGUAGUUGUGAUCUUCAUUGCAGGUUUCAUGAGAGGGCCUUUGCAGCGCCGAAGAGCUCUGGCUUCAUGCUCUUCGAGCAUGAGAUAGUGGGGAGGAUGAUAGUAGAUCUCCAGGCUCAAGUGGAUAAAGGAGUGAAGGAUAGGGAUAGGCUUUUGAGCAGUGUGGAAUUGCUGAGGAGCAGUUCAGUUGGGCUGAAAGAAGGGGUAGAGAAGCUUGAUGCUGCUAUUGAUGGUGGGCUUGAGGUUGUGAUAAGAGGGAGGAAUGAGAUUCUGGGAGUUUUGAGCGUCAGGGAUCGAUCUUUCUAUGAGGUGAAACUUAAACCCGGUAUAUGAGUCAAACCGGCUCGC
Molecule: messenger RNA, 1221 nt
Organism: Dendrobium catenatum
Lineage: Eukaryota; Viridiplantae; Streptophyta; Magnoliopsida; Asparagales; Orchidaceae
Exons: 1
Coding region: 712-1206 (164 amino acids)
Source: RefSeq, a predicted model, not a curated record